AUGGUUUCUAUCCUGGCUCCAAACCCCACCUCGACUGAGUGCUGGGCAGCACUUCUACAUGAUCAUAUGACUCUUGAUAUGGAUGCAGUCCUGUCAGACUUUGUUCGGUCCACAGGGGCAGAACCAGGUCUGGCCAGAGACCUGCUGGAAGGCAAAAACUGGGAUCUGACUGCUGCUCUGAGUGAUUAUGAGCAACUUCGACAGGUGCACACCACCAAUCUGCCACAUGUGUUCAAUGAGGGAAGGUGCCCCAAGCAGCAGGAAAGAGACUUGCAACCAUCUGGGCACAAGGUGGAGCGGCCCUGCUCACAGAGACAGGAUGACAUUGCCCAAGAAAAACGACUUUCCCGGGGCAUCUCUCAUGCCAGCUCAGCCAUUGUCUCACUGGCCAGGUCCCAUGUGGCAAGUGAAUGCAACAACGAGCAGUUUCCCUUGGAAAUGCCAAUCUACACAUUCCAGUUACCAGAUCUUAGUGUGUACAGUGAAGACUUCAGGAGCUUCAUUGAGCGGGACCUGAUUGAGCAGGCGACCAUGGUUGCUUUGGAGCAGGCAGGGAUGUGGGGGUUUCAUGACCGAGACCUGGUCCUGCGGAAGGCUCUCUACACCAUGAUGAGGACAGGAGCAGAGAAGGAAGCUCUGAAGCGGAGGUGGCGAUGGCAGCAGACUCAGCAGAACAAGGAGGUGGAGGAAUGGGAGCGCGAGUGGACGGAGCUGCUGAAGUUGGCGUCAAGUGAGCCACGCACACACUGCAGCAAGAAUGGAGGCUCCGGCGGAGGUGUGGACAACACAGAGGACCCAGUGUACGAGAGUCUAGAAGAGUUCCAUGUUUUCGUCCUUGCUCAUAUAUUAAGAAGACCGAUAGUUGUUGUAGCAGAUACAAUGCUAAGAGACUCAGGUGGAGAAGCUUUCGCCCCAAUCCCCUUUGGAGGAAUUUACCUGCCUUUGGAGGUUCCUCCCAACAGAUGCCACUGCUCACCUCUGGUCCUUGCCUAUGACCAAGCUCACUUCUCUGCCCUUGUGUCCAUGGAGCAAAGAGAUCAGCAAAGAGAACAAGCUGUGAUCCCCCUCACGGACUCGGAACACAAGCUGCUGCCUCUGCACUUUGCAGUGGACCCUGGGAAGGAAUGGGAGUGGGGAAAGGAUGACAAUGACAACGCCCGGCUGGCUCACCUGAUAUUGUCACUGGAGGCCAAGCUGAACCUUCUACACAACUACAUGAAUGUGACAUGGAUCCGGAUCCACUCUGAAACUCGGGCCCCGCUGGCACAACCAGAGUCUCCAACAGCCUCAGCAGGAGAGGAUGUACAGUCCCUGGCCGACUCACUGGACUCAGAUCGCGACUCGGUGUGCAGCAACUCCAACAGCAACAAUGGCAAGAACAGCAAGGACAAAGAGAAGGAUAAACAGCGCAAGGAAAAGGACAAGACCCGCGCAGACUCCGUAGCCAACAAGCUGGGCAGCUUCAGCAAGACACUGGGCAUCAAGCUUAAGAAAAACAUGGGCGGGCUGGGCGGGCUGGUCCAUGGAAAGAUGGGCCGCUCCAACUCCGCCAAUUGCAAAAAUGGUGACCCUCCGGACCGCGGCAAGGAGAAGAAGGCCAAGGCUCGCAAGGGCAGCAAGGAGGAGUCCGGCACGUUGGUGAACACAUGGCCAAUGGAAAAGACCACGCCGUCACCCACGGACAAGGCAGCGGGCAUGUCACCGGCCGACAAGGGUGGGACGCGCGGGGACUCCUGGAAGUACAGCACAGACGUGAAGCUAAGCCUCAACAUCCUGCGUGCGGCCAUGCAAGGCGAGCGCAAGUUCAUCUUCGCUGGUCUGCUGCUCACCAGCCACCGCCACCAGUUCCAUGAGGAGAUGAUUGGCUACUACUUGACGAGCGCGCAAGAGCGCUUCAGCGCCGAGCAGGAGCAGCGCCGCCGGGACGCUGAUGCAGCCAUGGCCAAGCGACUGGCACGGAGGCCCGAGGCCGAGGGCUGCCCGGGCUCCGAGCGCUCCUCGCCAGGCCCGGCAGCUGGGCACCCUACGCAGCUGGUGCUCAAGUUCAAGGAGAGGCCAAGCCCAGGGCCCACAGCGGGCGCGCGGGCAAUGCGUGGGAGUACCAGCGGCACGCCUUCCCCAGCCAGUGGUGGGCGGCGUGGGGUGGCGGGAGGGUCGUGCCAGGGCCGCAGCCCUCCGCUGGCACGCCAGAGCGUUAUCCACGUGCAGGUGGCGGGAACGAGGGGCGAUGAGGCGGUGUGUGCGCCAGCCGUGGGCGUGCUCCGCCCGUGCGCCACGUACCCACAGCAGAACCGCUCACUGUCUUCGCAGAGCUACAGCCCUGCGCGCGCCGCCACCCUGCGCACUGUCAACACCGUGGAGUCUUUGGCGCGCGCUGUGCCGAGACCCUUGCCCAGCGCCACGAGCGCAGGCACUGAGCACAAGUCACAGACUUACACCAAUGGGUUUGCUGCCGCUUGCGACCCGCGCGAAGGUCUGGAGUUCGCAGACGUGGAGGCCCCGGCCUCCUGGUCGAACGGUGAGGACGGUUGCGGCGGGGCUGGGCCAGCCCAGCAGCGCUGCCAGCGGGAGAACUGCGCCUUCUACGGCCGCGUGGAGACGGAGCACUACUGCUCAUACUGCUACCGCGAGGAGCUGAGACGGCGGCACGAGGCACGAGGGCCCCUGCAGUGA
Messenger RNA from Elephantulus edwardii (Cape elephant shrew), 2673 nucleotides. RefSeq names its product OTU domain containing 7A (gene OTUD7A). The record is from RefSeq and is a predicted model, not a curated record. NCBI's taxonomy places the organism in Eukaryota, Metazoa, Chordata, Mammalia, Macroscelidea, Macroscelididae. Gene Ontology annotation, cellular component: nucleus; cytoplasm. Gene Ontology annotation, molecular function: K63-linked polyubiquitin modification-dependent protein binding; DNA binding; cysteine-type deubiquitinase activity. Gene Ontology annotation, biological process: protein K63-linked deubiquitination; protein deubiquitination involved in ubiquitin-dependent protein catabolic process; protein K11-linked deubiquitination. The coding region runs from base 1 to 2673 and encodes 890 amino acids. The transcript is spliced from 10 exons.